This is a messenger RNA of Talpa occidentalis (Iberian mole), 1735 nucleotides long. RefSeq names its product tripartite motif-containing protein 75-like. NCBI's taxonomy places the organism in Eukaryota, Metazoa, Chordata, Mammalia, Eulipotyphla, Talpidae. The record is from RefSeq and is a predicted model, not a curated record. Bases 280 to 1683 code for a protein of 467 amino acids. The transcript is spliced from 2 exons. Gene Ontology annotation, molecular function: zinc ion binding; protein binding.
GGAGGUCGUCCUUUCCCGAGAUGGACGACCUCUAUUUUUCUCGCUCCCUCUCCGCCAACUCCCUCCGCAAGUCGCAGUUCCGAACCUCUUCAGGGGCAUCCUGAGCAGUUUGUCUGUAUUUUAUCUUUGUAUGGGAAGGACCAAAGAGGCCCUUUAGAGCCUGGCUGACUUGUGACUAGAGAAUUGCUGAGCUUGGCUCCACAUCCUCUCAGCUGCCUGCCCAGCCCAAACUCCUGAGGAAACCUCCUCAGCCCAGCCCAGGCCUUCACACGCGGCCCAAUGGAGAUCCCAGCAACCCUGGCAGCACUGCAGGCAGAGGUCUACUGUCCCAUCUGUCUGGACUUCCUGACAGACCCCGUCACCAUCCCAUGCGGCCACAACUUCUGUCGCUCAUGCAUCCAGCAGUCCUGGAAGGAUCUCCUGGACAGGUUCCCCUGCCCUGUCUGCCGCUACCCACAACAAGAGAGGCACUUCAGUGCCAACCCCCAGUUGGCCAGGAUGAUUGAUUUGGUCAAGCUGGUGCACAGCAGCAGCAGCCAGAGCAGGCAGCAAGAGAAGGUCCUGUGUGAGCGGCACAACCAGGUGCUGGGCCUCUUCUGUGAGGAUGACCUGGAGGUGGUGUGUGGCCUGUGCACCUCUGACCACCAGGGUCACCUGGUGAGGCCCAUGGAGGAGGCCGCCUCCCACCAUAGGCAAAGGCUCACUAAUUAUAGGGAGGUCCUGAAGAAGCAGGUGGCAGAUGUGCAGAAACUAGUUACUAUUCAAGACAGAAAACUAGUGGAGCUGAGAGAGCAGGCAGGACACCGCUGGUGGAAACUAGCCUCAGAAUUUGAGCACCUGAACCAGUUUGUAGAACGUGAGCAGGAGGCAGCCAUGUCCAAGCUGGCUGAAGAAGAAAGGGACAUUCAGCAGAAAAUCAGUGCCCGCAUAAGGACUUUAACAGAGCACAUUUCCACCCUGAAAGGGCUACUCAAGGAGGUGGCAGAGAGGAGUGUGAUGUCAGAGGUGAAAUUGCUGAGGGAUAUCAAGAGCCUCCAGGUCAGGUGUCAAAGCCUGGAGGCCCCAGCUGUGAGCUCCUUCCAGUUAAGGUGGGAAGGCUUCAGUCUCCCUCCCCUGUAUUCUGCUCUGCAGAAGAUUAUCCAGAGAUUCAGGGAGGAAGUGACUCUGGAUCCCCAGACAGCACACCCCAACCUGCUCGUGUCCAAGGAUCACAAGUCUGUGACAUUUGUGAGGAAAAGGCAGAAAGUGGCCCGGAAUCCGCAGAGGUUCGUGGCUGAGACGGCGGUGCUGGGUACUCAAGGCUUCCGGGGAGGCCGCCAUUACUGGGAGGUGCAGGUGGGAGACAAGCCUGAGUGGGCCGUGGGGCUGUGUCCAGACUCCCCGUCCAGGAAGAGGCAGAGGCCCCUGGCAGGUCAGGACGCGCGCUGGACCCUUGGGCUGUGCGCUGGGGCCUAUGUGGCAGUGGGCCGCGCGUCUGUGCCUCUGGCUCUGAAGGAGAAGCCCAGAGGGGUCGGCAUUUACCUGGACUAUGAGCUGGGCCAGAUUUCCUUUUACAGCGUGCACGACAGGUCCCACAUCCACUCCUUCAGGGAGACAUUUUCUCAAGUACUCAAGCCUUACUUCUGUGUGGGUUGGGAUUCUCAGCCCCUCACAGUCUGCGCAGGAAGAGAUGAUGAGCCCUAACACCUUAAAAGUUGCAGGAGAAUGAGAAGAGACAGUUCCAGGAGAUAAUUUU